AUGAAUGGGAGCCCAAGUGCUCUGGCGGAAGUGAGUUGUGGGCGACCACUCGUGGCGGCGGUGGCGGCAGCGGCGGCGGAAAUCUCGGCGAUGAGCAGGAAGCGCAAGCGCGGAUUCCCGGAGGAGGAGCCCGUUGCGAAAGGGAGUAGGCCGACCAUAAAUGGUGGAUCCCGUGGAAAGGGGGCCGAUAUACUGGCAGACCCUUCCCUUGAUCUUAACCUGACGGUGCAGGACUACAGCAUCUUUGCGCCACCUACCAAGCCGCGAGGCUUGAAGGGGGCAUUGAUGCAAGGUAGUCCGAAGAAACUCACCCUCGCCCAGAUCCGUGCUCGACAGGCGGAUCUGGGAGCAUUUUAUAGAGGGGCUGGAGCCGUCAUGGUCGGUCGAAACCUGAAGCGUGGCAACGAGACUGCUAAAGCACUCGGUGCGGCGGCUCGGAAGGAGAUCCAGUCGACAGACUGGUAUCAGAAUAUCCUCCAGCAGCUGGCCACGAACGAGACGAAGCAGAUGGCUCGGAUGGAGCGGGAUCGGGGGAUGGAGCAGAAAGCUCUCGAUACCGAGCUUGCUGGGAUGAUCCAGCAGCGGAGGGAGGAAUGCGAGAGAUACCUCGAAGAGCGGGUGGACCACUGCAUCCGGGAUUUCCUGCGAUCAGGGGCCCCGAUGAGUGACCUCAGAGGCACGGGCCAUUUGGCGCUUCUGUUGCGUGUGUUGGAGAAGACCGGCCUGGGAGACAUCAAUGAUGUCUCCCGGGUCGAUCUGAUCCUUGCGUUUGAGGACGGCGAAGGGUGGGAUCGUUCCCCCUUCGAACGUCCUCAGAUAAGCAACCGCACCAACGGGGGACUCUACGACCGCAAGUUCUUGCCGACGGCAAUGACCCGGUUGCGGAGCGUGCUUUGGGAGGUCACUACCCAGCUCGAACGAGACGACUCGUCGCACCUGUCGGACUCAUCCCCCGACAGGCCGCUCACCCCGCACGACAAGCACCAGAAGGGAAGCCUACCCGUUGAGGAGAGAGAACUCUCGGGGCCUUCUCCUCGGAAGAAGAGAAGGGGGGAUGGGGAUUUGGCCGCCCCUCCCCGGAAGGUGCAGUACGUGGCGAUGGAGGUGGUUCCGGACGACAGCAAUGCGGACGAGAACCACGAUCCGGAGAUGUGGGGGACCUACAUGGUCGGGAUGAGCGGGGCUCACCACCCAGAGAACCUGGUGCGCGAUUACCCGUUGGACCUGGCGAACCCAGGUCAGUUCCGUAUAUCGGACGCAAGAACCACUCUUGAGCACUAUGCUCUCGAGGGGUUGCUGACUUUGGGGACGCCUGCCAACGGGGUCGUGGCCCAGAGUGGACCGCUCUCAAGGGACGCAGAAGAUACCGAGGAGGAACAACUGGUUCUCGCCUCCCAGCAAUCCGAUGAGCCGUCCUCGCCACAAGAUACCGACUCAGUAUCCUCUAGAAGUAACCUCAAAGCUCUCAACGCCUGGCCCGGAUACUGGAGAAAUGAUGUCCGGUGUUAUCAUCGGUGA
This is a messenger RNA of Tricharina praecox, 1518 nucleotides long. RefSeq lists its product as uncharacterized. The record is from RefSeq and is a predicted model, not a curated record. The transcript has 4 exons. NCBI's taxonomy places the organism in Eukaryota, Fungi, Ascomycota, Pezizomycetes, Pezizales, Pyronemataceae. The coding region runs from base 1 to 1518 and encodes 505 amino acids.